Penicillium chermesinum is the source of this 447-nucleotide messenger RNA. RefSeq lists its product as uncharacterized. The record is from RefSeq and is a predicted model, not a curated record. The transcript has 2 exons. Lineage: Eukaryota; Fungi; Ascomycota; Eurotiomycetes; Eurotiales; Aspergillaceae. The coding region runs from base 1 to 447 and encodes 148 amino acids.
AUGGGAUCCUCCGCCAAUUUUGCCAAAACCAUUUUGAUGCCGGCGUCCAUUGCACUCACCGUGUACCUACUGUUUAACCUCGUGAUUAUCCCGUUCCUCCGCCGCUAUCAACGACGUUACUCUCCAUCCCUCCCACUGCAUACAAUCUCCGCCCAUACUGUUUCGCUGCGAGACCGAAUAGCCGACACAAUCAUGCGGUUUUUCCUCCCUUCUUCAUGGCGAGCUGGCGCUCAUCUCGAUGAUCAUCAGAAUAUUGACAUCGACGACGAGGAAGGGGAGAUGCUUGUCGGAAUGAAUAGGGAUGCUGCCCGACGGCAAGCGCUUGGGCGCCGACAACCUACCACCGCAGAAACCGAAAGUCGACUUAGUCGUGAAUUAGAGGAAGGGUUUAUGGACGACAGUGAUGAAGAGGAUAGUGAACAGGGCAAUGCAGAGAGCCGACGUUGA